AUGUCUCUUGGUCGAUGGAGGGUCGAGGAUCGAGUGAGGAUCCAGAACCCGCUCAGCUCCUUAAAUGACGAGCAAGUUAAUAUCGACGCCACCCGAUUUGUAAAUAGCAAGGCCCGCUUUCUAUCAGACAGAGUCGAAGAAGUCCAGAGAGCGGCCCAUGUCGCCAAGCAUAUUCGCUUCUAUGAACAGAUUGCUCGUGGUUACAAUCCGGGGGGCGCCAGCCCGCCUGUGAUUCUUACAGACGAUGAAAAAAGAGCUCUGGUGAGAGAGAAAGAAAAGAUCAUUUCCGAGCAUGGAAUGUGGUAUGUCUUCGUCACCGUCGCACUCGCCGCGUUCCUGCAGGGAUUCGUGCAGAGCUCCUUUGCUGGAGCCAAUGUGUACGAGGGCUACUGGCGGCGGAUUACCGACGAUAAUAAACGCGACCACGAGAUGGGAAUUACAAAUGGCAUCGCAUAUCUUGCGGCCGCAUUGAUCGGCUGCCCAUUAUCCGAUCCAAUAAACCAGAUUGCUGGAAGAAGAGGCGCCAUCUUUUUUGCAUCCAUCCUUAUUAUGACAACAUCUAUUGCGGCUGCUUCAUUAUCCAACUUUGACGAAGACGGAACAGCUCAAUCGACAGCGUGGAAGACGCUUGUGGGACUUCGCCUGAUCAAUGGCAUCGGCAUGGGAAUAAAGGCCGUCUCAACCCCAAUCCUUGCUUCGGAAACUGCCAUCGGAUACUGGAGAGGAAGUGCUCUCCUCGUCUGGCAAUUAUGGGUUGCCCUUGGGAUAUUUGUCUCCAACUCCUUCAACCUUCUCUUCUAUCUCUCACCACGCCCUAUUGUCUCGCUGAGGCUAAUCCUGGCUUCCCCCAUGGUACCGGCAAUCUUUCUCGCCAUUUCUCUUAUCUUCACGCCGGAGAGCCCACGCUUUUACCUGAGACCUCAGCGUGGGCACUAUAACCCGGAAAAGGCGUAUAGAGAGUUGAAGAGACUGAGGAAUACCGAGCUUCAAGCUUUGCGAGAUUUGUACCUCGUUCACCGCAGCGUUGAGUUCAGCGACUUUGAUGAUAGGCUAGAUGAAAGAGUAGAUACACCAGAAAUAACGCUGAGGCCUAAACUAUCUGUUCGCAUUCGCCAGUACUUCUCACGAUAUCGCGACCUUAUUGCCAACCCGAGGUUGCGGAAUUCGACCAUAUCCUCAUGCACGGUCGCCUUUGGCCAGCAACUUUGCGGAAUCAAUAUUUUCGCCUUCUAUGCUACGACACUAUUCCUCAAAGUCUUAGGAGGUAUCAAGUACGACGGAAACGAGGAUGACAACCGGGAAGCCUGGAAGCGGGCAAUGCUCUACUCUUUUGGCUUCGGUCUCACCAACUUCCUCUUCGGAAUACCCGCCAUCGGAACCAUCGACACCUUCGGACGGCGAAGAUGGCUUUUAGUCACAAUACCGGGCAUGGCGUUUGCCCUUCUCGCCGCCGCUCUGAGUCUUGAGAAUCCCGACCCCAACACGCGGACUACACUAGUGGUGAUUUUCAUGCUGAUCCACACUGUAUUUUACAGUCCAGCCAUGGGGCCAGUACCCUUUACUUUAGCAUCUGAGGCAUUCCCACUGAGCCACAGGGAGCAUGGAUGCUCCGUAGCUAUCACGACCAACCUCUUUUUCGCCGGUCUCCUCGCCUGGUUCUACCCGUUGCUCGACAGUGCUCUGGGCGGCCACCGUAAUUCAAGCGGAAACCCACGCGGCGGUGGUGGCGCGUUGGGCCUGUUUGCGGGCUUCAACGUCCUUGCGUUUGUUCUUGUCUACCUCCUCGUUGAAGAAACGAAACAGCGCGACCUCGAGGACCUUGAUCAGAUCUAUGCCGUAUCGAAAAGAAAAUUUGCAAAAUUCCAAGCUACGGUACAUUUACCUUGGUUUUUCCGGCGUGUCUUCACGUGCUCGACAGAUCCGAAGCCGGAUUUCUAUGAUGAUACGACGAAUACUGUGAUUGCCCCCGACGUGGGAGCAAGAGGGGACAUAUCACCUCCCGGAUCCCCCAUUCCCGGCGCAGGAUCCGAAGACAAAGGACCGAUAGCUACUGUUACCGAUACUCGACCAGGUUCUGGUGGGCGUUAUGCAUAG
Molecule: messenger RNA, 2094 nt
Organism: Scedosporium apiospermum
Lineage: Eukaryota; Fungi; Ascomycota; Sordariomycetes; Microascales; Microascaceae
Exons: 11
Coding region: 1-2094 (697 amino acids)
Biological process (GO): transmembrane transport
Cellular component (GO): membrane
Molecular function (GO): myo-inositol:proton symporter activity
Source: RefSeq, a predicted model, not a curated record